GGGCGAGCGGCGGCCGGGGACGCCGGGCCCUUCUCCCCCCGCCCCGCCGGGCCAGGAGCUGCCCGAGCCGCGGGGGAUGCCAGCGCGGCCACGGCCGGCAGCGACCCGCGGGCAGCGCCGGGAGCAGCGCCGGGAGCAGCCGGAUGUUGACACAUGUGGACCAACAGUGACAUCCUUUUUCAGCAACGCUAUCUUUACUCCCUCCUGCAUUCAGAAGCAUCUAGAGAUACUUUUUUGUGGAAGGCAUCCUCAAUGCAUUUGCUUGCCAUUUUUUGAGGAGACUUUGCUAAAAACAUUCUGGAUUGUGUUUCUGAGUGGACAAAAGAUUUGUAUUCAAAAUGCUCAUAAAGGAAUAUCGUAUUCCUCUUCCGAUGAGUGUGGAAGAAUAUCGAAUUGCGCAGCUGUACAUGAUACAGAAAAAGAGCAGAGAGGAGACAUGUGGGGAAGGCAGUGGAGUAGAGAUCCUGGAGAACAGGCCAUACAUGGAUGGACCAGGAGGCAGUGGGCAGUACACGCACAAAGUGUACCACAUUGGUAUGCAUAUACCCAGCUGGUUUCGGUCAAUAUUGCCCAAGGCAGCUCUGCGAGUUGAAGAGGAAUCAUGGAAUGCAUAUCCUUAUACAAGGACAAGAUAUACAUGUCCUUUUGUGGAGAAGUUCUCUAUUGAUAUUGAAACAUACUACAAAACUGAUCCAGGAGAGCAUGUCAACGUGUUCAACCUUUCUCCUGCAGAAAAAAGACAAACUGUUCUAGAUCCUAUCGAUAUUGUUAAAGAUCCUAUCCCUCCACAUGAAUACAAACCAGAGGAGGAUCCAAAGCUGUAUAAAUCAGUGAAGACUAAAAGAGGCCCGCUAUCAGAAGACUGGAUUGAAGAGUACAAGAACAACCUUGGGAAAUACCCCAUCAUGUGUGCAUACAAACUUUGUAAAGUCGAGUUCAGAUAUUGGGGGAUGCAGUCGAAAAUUGAGCGGUUUAUCCAUGAUGUUGGCUUGCGGAAGGUCAUGGUCCGUGCCCAUCGGCAGGCUUGGUGCUGGCAGGAUGAAUGGUAUGGGCUCACCAUUGAGGAUAUCCGGCAGCUGGAGAAGGAGGCACAGCUUAUGUUGGCUCAGAAGAUGGCCCAGUUCUGCAGUGAAAAUGAUACUGAGCAGCAUGGAGGCAAAGAUACUCCUGGUGAAAAGGAUGUUGAAGCCAAAACAGUUUCACCUGUUGACACAGAGGAUGUCACUGGUAACAGCGAAACAACCUCUGGAAAAUCACUUACCAAGCAAUGGUCCACCUCUUCCAAGUCCUCACGAUCUUCAAAGAGAGGAGCAAGUCCGUCACGCCAUAGUAUCUCUGAGUGGAGGAUGCAGAGCAUUGCCAGAGAUUCAGAUGACAGCUCAGAUGAUGAAUUCUUUGAUGCAUAUGAGGACUUGUCUGACAAUGAGGAAAUGUUCCCAAAAGAAAUAACCAAAUGGAGUUCCAAUGAUCUGAUGGAUAAAAUUGAAACCCCAGAAUGUGAUGAUGUCCAGGGUGACUUGUAUCAUGAGACAUCUGCAGAGUACCAUGUUGACUCCAGCAUGGAGAGGCUGAGCAUCAUUGAAGAUGAAUCAGUGCAGCCAUUGAUGCAGCCAAGUAAAAUCCAUGUCCUUCUCUUGGUACUCCAUGGAGGGAACAUCCUGGACUCAGGAGGUGGUGACCAGAGCUCUAAACAAGGGGAUGUCAAUACCAUCACAACAGUGUUUGACACAGUGAUGAGGGUACAUUACCCAGCUGCUCUUGGACACAUUGCCAUCAGGCUAGUCCCUUGCCCAGCCAUCUGCUCCGAAGCAUUUUCGCUGGUGUCCAGCCUCAGCCCAUACAGUUAUGACGAAGGCUGCCUGUCCAACAGCCAGGAUCACAUUCCCCUUGCUGCACUCCCUCUGCUAGCAACAUCAUCCCCACAGUAUCAGGAAGCGGUAGCCACAGUCAUUGUCAGAGCCAACCAGGCCUACAGUGAGUUCAUCAGAUCCCAGGAGGGCACAUCAUUCAACGGCCAGGUGUGCUUGGUAGGGGAUUGUGUUGGAGGUAUCUUGGGAUUUGAUGCCUUGUGCUACAGCAAUCAGACUGUGUCUGAGAGCCAGAACAGCAGUCGUCGAGGAAGUGUUGUGAGUGUCCAGGAUACUGACCUCCUAUCUCCUGGAAUAACGGUGAACAACAGCUAUUGUUCCAGUGGCUCUAAUCUGGAAGCCAGCAGACACCUCAGCAGGAGCAACAUUGAUAUUCCCCAUAACAAUGGAGAAGAUCCAAAGAAGCAGCUGCCACGAAAAAGGAGUGAUUCAUCAACCUAUGAACUGGACACAAUAAAGCAGCAUCAAGCCUUUCUUUCAAGUUUACAUUCUAGUGUUCUCAGAAAUGACCCAGGAUCCAGGCGAUCUAGUAGCUCUACUAUGUUGGAUGGAGGAAAUAUUGGAAAGUUCGAAUUUGAGAUCACUGACUUCUUCCUCUUUGGUUCUCCCUUGGGUCUGGUUCUUGCACUGCGAAAAACGGUCAUUCCAGCUCUUGACAUUUUUCAGCUCAGACCAUCUUGUCAGCAGGUCUAUAACCUGUUCCACCCUGCAGAUCCAUCUGCUUCACGCCUUGAGCCUCUUCUUGAGAGAAAGUUCUACCUUUUGCCUCCUUUUAAUAUUCCCCGUUACCAGAGGUUCCCACUGGGUGAUGGCAAUUCUGCUGUUCUGGUUGAGACAAUCCAGGACAAUCCUGUCCUCCUCAUGGAAAGUAGCCCUCUGGGUGCUCUCCAGCACCAGGACAGCUUCAUGGAAACAAGUAUCCCUGUUCCCGUACUGAAUUGGCAAGAUGUUUCCAAUAAAAGUGCUGGUUUUGCUGAGUCAGAUGUUGUUCAGUCUCAUGGUGCCGUCUUCAUGGAAAGCACGUCCCUGUCCACCCCCAUUUCAGCCCCCCAGUUCAGGGGCUUCCGGAGAGCCAGUGAGAUCAGCAUUGCCAGCCAGGUCUCAGGAAUGGCAGACAGUUACACUGCUUCCAACAUAGCCAACAAAAUCAAACACCACCCUAAUCAUUGUAGAGGCUUUAGCCUUCUGUCCCAACUUGCCCUCCCUCACAAAUCCCCUACCCAAACCUCGUCCAAGAGAUGUAGGCAGCAUAAACGUGAAAUCCCUUCAAAGGGAAGAAAGCUCAAAGGGCCAUGGAGUCAGGCUGCAGGCUGUGCUCUCUGGAUACCCGACCUGGACAUCAAGACAGUUGCUGCCAAGUGGUGGGGAACCAAAAGGAUCGACUACGCUCUCUACUGUCCUGAUGCUCUGACAGCUUUCCCAACAGUUGCCUUGCCACACCUCUUCCAUGCAAGCUACUGGGAAUCCACAGAUGUUGUCUCCUUCCUGCUGAGACAGGUGAUGAGGCAUGAGAACUCGAGUGUUUUGGAGCUGGAUGGGAAGGAGGUGUCUGUCUUCACCCCCUCCAAGCCCCGCGAGAAGUGGCUUCGCAAGAGGACACAUGUGAAGCUCCGGAACGUCACAGCCAACCACAGGAUAAAUGAUACCAUCGCUAAUGAAGAUGGGCCCCAGACCUUAACAGGAAGGUUUAUGUACGGUCCGUUAGAUAUGGUCACGCUCACAGGAGAAAAGGUGGACAUUCACAUCAUGACCCAACCACCGUCAGGAGAGUGGGUUUACUUUGACACUGAGAUCAGCAACAGCAGUGGCAGGAUUUCUUACGUCAUCCCUGAGAACCGGCGUCUGGGCAUUGGCGUGUACCCCGUCAAGAUGGUGGUCAGGGGUGACCAUACAUAUGCAGACAGCUACAUCACAGUCCUGCCAAAGGGGACGGAGUUUGUGGUGUUCAGCAUAGAUGGCUCCUUUGCAGCCAGCGUAUCCAUCAUGGGCAGUGACCCCAAAGUCCGCGCUGGAGCAGUUGAUGUUGUAAGGCACUGGCAAGACCUUGGCUACCUCAUUAUCUAUGUCACAGGCCGCCCUGACAUGCAGAAGCAGAGGGUGGUAGCAUGGUUAGCACAGCACAACUUCCCCCAUGGGAUCGUCUCCUUCUGCGACGGGCUUGUUCACGACCCCCUGCGGCACAAGGCCAACUUCCUGAAAUCCCUCAUCACAGACCUCCACAUGAGGAUCCAUGUGGCAUAUGGAUCUACUAAGGACAUCUCUGUGUACAGCUCCAUCAGCCUCCCACCCACUAACAUCUACAUUGUUGGCCGACCCACCAAGAAGCUGCAGAGCCAAUGUCAGUUCAUCACGGAGGGGUAUGCAGCCCACCUGGCCCAGCUGGAGUACAACCACCGUGCACGCCCCGCCAAGAACACCACACGCAUGGCAUUGCGGAAAGGCAGCUUUGGGCUGCCGAACCAGACCGAGUUCCUGCGCAAGAGGAAUCACCUGCUCCGGACCAUCUCCUCCCAGCCUUCGGCCACCAGCAGCUGUGCCGGCCACCGCCCUGAACGCACCCAGAGCCAGUCUGAGAGUGACAAGGAGAGGGACAGGGAACGCAGCCAAAGAAGCAUGAGCAUUGCCACAGGGUGCUGGGGUCGGAGCGGAGCAUCCCGGCUGGAGUCUGGCCUCCUGGGGCAGAAGUAGCCAGG
Messenger RNA from Cuculus canorus (common cuckoo), 4561 nucleotides. It is a transcript of the gene PITPNM2, whose product is annotated as phosphatidylinositol transfer protein membrane associated 2. The transcript is spliced from 27 exons. Gene Ontology annotation, biological process: phospholipid transport. Gene Ontology annotation, molecular function: phosphatidylinositol binding; phosphatidylinositol transfer activity; phosphatidylcholine intramembrane carrier activity. Gene Ontology annotation, cellular component: cytoplasm. The record is from RefSeq and is a predicted model, not a curated record. Lineage: Eukaryota; Metazoa; Chordata; Aves; Cuculiformes; Cuculidae. The coding region runs from base 339 to 4556 and encodes 1405 amino acids.